AUGGGAAACGUACAAAAAAGAGCAUUAAUCGCUGAAGAUAGCACAACACUUUCUUCAAACAAUUCAUUAAUAAACAAAAGGAGAAAACCUUAUAAGACAAAAAACGUAACACGAGGCUAUAGUGACGAAUCAUUGGUAUUUACGGAUUCUGAUAUAGAUGAGGCUACUAGUUCUGAUCUUGAACAACAAGAACCGGAAGGUGAGAAAGAAUCGGAAGAUGAGCAAGAACUAGAAGGUGAACAAAGAAAUAGGUUAUUAGCUGAAGAAGAAGAGGAUGGCAGCUAUGUCUCUGUUUCCAGUGAUAACAUUGAAAUAGAACCAUUUGAUUUAAAAAGAGAAUUGGAGGAAGAUUUGAAUAACGGUAGUAGAGAUUUUAAUCCAAAAUUUAAGAUUGAAGAUCAAGAAGACAAAUGGUUGGAUCAGUUAAAUAGCAACAAGGACAAUAUUUUAAAAGCUAAAAGGGAGCAGGAAAAACAAGAAAAGUUACAAAAAAAUAAUAAAUUUAGAUGCAAAUUAUCAUUGGAGCAUGCCUUGUUAAGAUUAUCCUUUUUCAUGGAUAGUGGGAAAGAUAUAAAUAUUUUUACCAUGUUGGCUCGUCUAAAUAAAUUGAAAAACAAAUAUACUGUUGUGAAUACCAACAGAAAGAGAAAAAAAGGGGGAAACCUUGAGAAUAAUAAUCAUGUAGAUAAGGUGCAUUAUAUUGUUAACGCAAUUGAGUAUGUUACAGAGCUGAUCAGUAUAAUAGAGAAUAAAAAUUACGAAGGAAAUAUAUAUGAAAUGAACAAGUUGGAGAUACAAGAGGCAUUUAGGGAAGAGACACUAAACGCAAAAGAGAAAGAUUUAGUGGAUGAUGAUAAAAAUGUUAAAAUAUGGAGCUUCAAAUGGGUUAAGAAAUCAAACAAGGAAAAUAAAUAUUUCUCUAGUUAUGAAAUGAGGUAUUGGAAAUCUACCUAUUUCAAAGAUAACUUUGUCAUAGUUAAAUUUAUAGAUGAUAAGGACAUAGAUAAAAAUUGGAUCCUUAUAGAGUGUAUAGAGUUUUAG
Molecule: messenger RNA, 1041 nt
Organism: Saccharomycodes ludwigii
Lineage: Eukaryota; Fungi; Ascomycota; Saccharomycetes; Saccharomycodales; Saccharomycodaceae
Product: U5 snRNP complex subunit LIN1
Exons: 1
Coding region: 1-1041 (346 amino acids)
Source: RefSeq, a predicted model, not a curated record